This is a messenger RNA of Harmonia axyridis, 899 nucleotides long. RefSeq names its product endocuticle structural glycoprotein SgAbd-5-like. The transcript is spliced from 3 exons. The record is from RefSeq and is a predicted model, not a curated record. Gene Ontology annotation, cellular component: chitin-based extracellular matrix. Lineage: Eukaryota; Metazoa; Arthropoda; Insecta; Coleoptera; Coccinellidae. Bases 528 to 866 code for a protein of 112 amino acids. Gene Ontology annotation, molecular function: structural constituent of chitin-based larval cuticle.
AAAUUCAAAAAUUCAUAAAAUAUCUAGAUAACAAAUCUGUGAACAAUAUAUUACUGCAGAAGACUCAAAUAUUGCAAAAUGUCACUUCACAUAUCGAAAAUAUUUUCGGUUUUUGGAACUACAGAAGGAGAUAAUGAAUACCUAUUACCUAGAAUGUUUUUUUAGAUUUCAGAAAAUAUUCAUAAGCACCUCCACAUUCCAUUCAUUGGGUGAUGAAAAUAUGUUCCAUUUGCACUAAUUAUACCUCAUUAUUAUGGAAAUAUGACAAUCGAAGGUGUAAAACAAGUAAGUAACGCAACAUUUCAGAAUUGUUCUCUUGAAAUUCGGAUUCGUAGGAUAACAAUCUAUCCAAAGAGUCUUAUCGAGGGAAAUCUUCUCUUUUAUGGAAUCGACAACUUAACAAUGGUGGAGGUAUGUGGUAGAUUUUGAAGAUAAAUUUUACAGCCAUAUAUAGGCUAAUAUGUGGGGUAGUAAGUCACAUUGUAAGAGAAGUGGUUGUGAAUCAGACGCGGAAAAUAUAUCUAAAAAUGAAAAUUACUAUUUUGCUUGUGAUUUGUUUAGUAGUUUAUGUGAGGUGUGCAACAAACAAAAAUUAUGAAAAUUCUCGACAAGCGACUAUCUUGGAACAUGAAAAUAGCAUAGGACAGGGCACUUAUAAUUUUGCAUUCAAAACCAGUGAUGGUUCUCAGAGGCAAGAAAAAGCAGAAUUGAAAAACCCAGGAGGUAAAGAUGAGAGUAUUGUCGUUGAAGGGUCUUAUACUUUCAUUGGUACAGAUGGAAAUACCUAUACGAUAAACUACAUAGCUGAUGAAAAUGGUUAUAGAGCAAGUGGAAAUCACUUACCAAAAAUUGAAACAAAUGCUUGAAACAUAUUCCAGAAUUGUGAUAUUUAUAGGGAA